AUGUCCUCCUCGUCGCAGUGUCCCGUCGACCACAGUUCGUCGUCAUCGUCGUCGUCGACCGCGAACGCAUGCCCAGUUGACCAUUCCAAUUCCAACAAAAAAGACGAAGCAAAAGAAUGUCCAGUAGACCAUUCUUCAGCAGCCACAUGGUCGCGACUGUUCUCCACUUCAGCGCCUGCACCUCCAGAGGCGUCUCUGUCGAAAGAACGUGAAGUCUCGUCAAUACCAAAACCUCAGGAUGGCAACUGGGUGUAUCCUUCAGAAGCACAGUUCUUCGCUGCAAUGGAGCGCAAAAACCACAAGCCCAAUCCCGCGGAUAUGAAAACUAUAGUCCCGAUUCACAACGCAGUGAACGAGCGUGCCUGGGCGGAAAUCAUGAAGUGGGAAGCAGGGAGAGGUGGCGAAGCGUGUGGAGGCGUCCAGCUGGUUAACUUCAAGGGCAAGCCGCAAGAAAGAAGUCCGAAAGCCAGGCUCAGAACGCUGUUCGGAUACGCACCUCCAUUCGACCGCCACGACUGGAUUGUCGACAGAUGUGGCACUCGUAUGAGGUAUAUCAUUGAUUUCUACACUGGACGCAACCCAAAUGGUCUCGGCGGCAACUUGUCAUUUUUCCUUGACGUACGACCCGCAUUGGAUAGCUGGGAAGGCGUAAAGAUGCGAUUCCAACGGUUUUGGGGACUGAAGUAG
Coprinopsis cinerea okayama7#130 is the source of this 687-nucleotide messenger RNA. RefSeq names its product cytochrome C1 heme lyase. Gene Ontology annotation, molecular function: holocytochrome-c synthase activity. NCBI's taxonomy places the organism in Eukaryota, Fungi, Basidiomycota, Agaricomycetes, Agaricales, Psathyrellaceae. Gene Ontology annotation, cellular component: mitochondrion. Gene Ontology annotation, biological process: cytochrome c-heme linkage. Bases 1 to 687 code for a protein of 228 amino acids. The record is from RefSeq and is a predicted model, not a curated record. The transcript is spliced from 2 exons.